Messenger RNA from Pogona vitticeps (central bearded dragon), 4285 nucleotides. Lineage: Eukaryota; Metazoa; Chordata; Lepidosauria; Squamata; Agamidae. The record is from RefSeq and is a predicted model, not a curated record.
GCUCCCCUUCCUCACGAGGUGCUGAAUUGUACAUGUACCCAGCUGAGAUUUGAAGAACUGGAUCAUCACUAUUGGGUCCACAAUCUGUGUACGGUCUGGAAGAGAAUCCUUGAAGCCAGCCUGUCAAGACUAAAGCAGCAGUCCAUGGAGAGACCUAGAUGUUCGGGAGGAGAAUGAGACUGAAUGGUGCCAUGCCUUCCUGCGUUUUGGAGCAUAUUGUGUUGCUGGACUGUCCCUGAUGGCAUGUUGAGGCCCACUGAGCGGCAGCGGAGUGGGGGUGUGACGGCGAGGGGCCUGCUCUAACGGCCGGGUGUGCAACACAAUAUGGGCCAGUGUGUCACCAAGUGCAAGAACCCUUCUUCCACUCUUGGCAGCAAAAAUGGUGACCGAGACCCAAGUGGCAAGGCUCACGGCAAGCGGAACGUGAUACCAAAGGAAGAGCCUGGCACUGCCGGCAGUGGGAAAUCUUCUGGGGACAUCCUUGUCAAUGGGAAAAAUAAGAUGGAGGGUGCGGUGGAAUCGAGUCAGCCUCCUACCGCCUCUGGGGAUAUGAAGAAAGAGCCGGUCUCUGGCACGGAGGAGUCGUCCCUCCACCGGACUGAGGAAUUAUUUAGGAGGUACAAAGACGAACGAGAAGAUGCCAUAUUGGAGGAAGGCAUGGAGCGCUUUUGCAAUGACCUCUGUGUUGAUCCCACCGAAUUCAAAGUGCUAGUCUUGGCAUGGAAGUUCCAGGCAGCGACCAUGUGCAAAUUCACAAGGACGGAGUUCUUUGAAGGCUGCAAAGCAAUAAACGCGGACAGCAUAGAUGGGAUUUGCACCCGGUUCCCUAGCCUCCUCAACGAAGCCAAACAAGAGGAUAAGUUCAAGGAUCUCUACCGUUUCACUUUCCAGUUUGGCCUGGACUCGGAAGAGGGGCAGCGAUCACUCCAUCGAGAAAUUGCGAUUGCCCUCUGGAAACUAGUCUUCACACAAAACAAGCCCCCUAUUUUGGACCAGUGGUUAUAUUUCUUGAUCGAGAACCCCUCAGGAAUCAAGGGAAUCUCCCGGGACACGUGGAACAUGUUCCUAAAUUUUACUCAGGUCAUUGGGCCGGACCUUAGCAAUUACAGCGAGGACGAGGCUUGGCCCAGUCUUUUUGAUACCUUUGUGGAAUGGGAAUUGGAGCGACGGAAGAAGGAAGAGGACACCCCGUGCAUUGCAGCGUCACAGACAGCAAGCCUGUGUACAGACCAUCAUCAGACUUAGCAGCAUUUUAACGCAGCGGGCAGCUGUCCCCUGUUAACCCUUCAUCACCCAUAAGCUCUGGACUCUUCUGGAAUUUACAGGCUCCGGAUUUUUCUACUUUACACCUUUCUCUGCCUUGUAUUUUGAAAGGGCUCUAAAAUGCUGUAUCUAUAUUUUAGGCACUUUCUUUAAAUUCUGGGUUAUUCCUGUUUCUUUUCCUGAAAUGUUUGACCCCUGGCUGCAAGUUAAAUGAUUUUUUAAUGGUUUGAGAUUUGGUAUAAUUACAUCUUGAUGUUGGUUAUUGCAAGUUUUUUUUUUUUAAAAAAAAACACACACACUUUUUGGUGAGGUUAAAUUAACAUCGCUAAAUUAUACGGUAGCAGAUAGAAGUUCUGCAAAUUUACUUUUUUUAAAAAAAAUAAUUUUCAAGUCAGGUCUAUACUGUGUGUAGUGUUGUUUACAUUGUUGAUUUUUUAAAGGUUGUAAUAAUUUUAAAAUUUAUACCAUGAAGUAAUAACAGUGUUAACUGUUAACUAUACAUGCAUUUAAUUCCCAGGUAAAUAAGAUGUUGAAAGCCAAUGAAAGCAGCAGGAAUUUGUGUAUAUGUGGCAUGGCUAACUUGUUUUAUGUUGGACCCUGGUAUAUAUGCAGAUCUGCUCUUUUUGUUUAAAAGAAUCUCCUGAACCUGCCAGUCAGCUGAUUGUUAAUGAUAUUUUCAAACCAUUGGUCAGCAACUGUACUUUGCUUAUUGCUCUCCAAGAACUUGGAGUUCUAGUCCACCCCCACCUCCAAAGUCUGCCGUAGUCUGAGGAUGUUUUGACAGUUCUUUUCAGCCACAUUGAUAGGAUGCCCAGCUAAUAUUCUAAGGAUCUAGGACUCUCCACACUCAUCCAUCCUGCCACUGAGAAAUAGCCAUCUUUAUGGGGAAAUGUUAAAGGUCCAUAAAUGUUAAUGGAAGCAGGUUCUGGUCACCAAAGCAAAUGAGACAGAGAGCAGGUUACUAACUGGCCAUUUCUUGCUUUGCCUCAGGUGGGAUGGAGCAAUGUUGCCCCAGUUCUGAAGACGGGGAUGGUGUUUUCAUGAUAAUGUGAACAUUGGCUUUUAAUCUGGGGGGGGGUAACCACAUUUUCGCACUAACACACUGGAAACACCAUCCUGAGUCUAGAAUAAAAGUGGCCUUCAAAACUGGGGUAACGCUUCUCUGUCACACCUGAUGGAAAGCAAGGGAUAGCCAGUUAGUAAAAGUUGUUGAUGGUUCUUUGGGGUUUUAUUAACUUUGAUAGAAGUGAUGAUUUUUCCUCUGCAGGAGACGGGGGGGGGAUAAAAUCUCUAAUUUAACUUUUAUAUAAUUGAUUCUUGGAUAAAAACAUUGCCUUCUGUGACUUGUAAGUGCAGUAUUUUCAUCUGAGCAUUUAUAGCUGUAUUUUAAAAGAGCCUUGAAAUUGUAGCAAUCACUUCUUUCCUGCGUGGGGGAAUUUGCACAUGAGAAGUAGGAUUUUCACUCUGUUUCCAGGAGUGGCUUUUGUGCUAUGCUGGUCACCUGGGAAGGCAGUGACAGAAGAUCCUGCAUCAAUUAGAGUUCUAUUUGUUGUACUACUGCUGGGGGCCCAGGCGUAAGCAAGGGAGUUGGAGAAAGAAAGAUGGCAGCCCUAUUUAGAAUAAUCCCGUUGGCACUGGUAUAUGCAUCUCGUUUUGGUCCGAGAACAAUGUUUUUAAAUAGGAUUCAUUUUCUAUUGCUUUUUACGUGUUACCUAUAUUUGGGACUGUUUGCUUGCUUGGUACUGUUGUGACCUCUAAAAAGGGAGCUUUAUUUACACUGCCUGAAAUUAUUUUUGUUACUUGCUUUUUGGGAAAACACACACCAAUCCCCACAACAACAACAAAAAUAAAGCUAAAAGCACCACAUACACUCUCUGUAUAUAGAGAGAUAUUGAUACAGACACACACACACACAUACACAUUGUUAACAUUUUAAAGCUUGGUAAAAGGGACAGCUGCUGAGGCUUUUGCCUGACAUGAGCCAGACGUUCAUAUUACAGUUUUAAAUUUAUACAAAAGCUCUCAAAGUAGUUUUGGUUUAAAACAAUGGCAAUUAAGGUGCUGGCCCAUUUGGGUUCCAAUGAUGAACCCAUACAUUCCACAAUGAGGCUGUAACCAGCUUGAGAGGGAUGGGUGGCUGACGUCCUCUGAACGGUGGGCUGAGCAGCAGGUAUGUGGGCAGAACCUCCUUUGGCAGCUUCUGGCCAGAAUGGAGUACAGCUUCCAUCAUCCCCAUGGAAGUGCUAGCUGAUGAUGGUGACGGUUGUACACCAGCACAUCUGGAGGGGACCAUGUUGGGGAGAAUGGGCUACUCUUUGCAAUUGAUUCUGCUGUGUUCUGUUUGUGCAGUGUGUGGUGAGCAUGCUUGUCCAUCGUUCCUGUACUGCCGCUGCAGCCCUUUCAGCAGCAGAACAAGCCUGAGGACACCCUGCCUAGCCAUAGGAUUUUCCUUUUCCUCCCAAAGACGUUUGCAUGGGCUCACUUGCAUUGCCCCUGUCAGGUCCUUCCAUAAAUACCAUCAAACUCUUCUAGAUCUUAAAUUGCUAACAGUCCUGGGACAAGUUAAGCAUAAAUACUUGAAAUUCACAUCCUCUGUCACUUGCCAAGACCAGAGGUUGACACUCAUUUGUGUUCUUCUAAAAGUUAAUAUUGACUGCAUUAAAAUAUCUUUUUAAAAAUUGUGCAAAUGCUAUCAGAGGUGCUGUUUUUAAGGUGUAGCUGCAUUCCGUGGCUGCAGACUCGUGGGGCCCUGUUCUUGAGUCCAGAUAGGAAGUUCUCUUUUUUUAAAUGUUAAGGCUGCAUGUGCAUUAUGUUUGUUGUCAUCUUUUUGGUUUCAUUGCAAAGGAAGUUUUGUGCCUAAAAAUUGGGGGAUGGGGAGCUCUCUUGUCUUGAUGUGUGAAAAUCAGUCCAGAAGGCCUUGAACCUCCAGCUUGAUCUUGUAAAGUAUUUAACCAGCUGUUCAAAGGUUUGGCCCAGAGGACUUAAGAACAAGCCUUGAUUAUUAAACACAUAAUGAGCGACA